AAGGAAAUGAGGAGAAGAGGGGAGAAAAAGAAAAGAAAAACAAGGGAGUCAGACCACUUGGCCGUUGAAGUGUUGGUCGUACAUACCAUCAGAUGCAGAAGAAGCAAAGUUUUUCCUGUUUCAGGCCUCAACCAACCAAAAGAGAAAUUCGCAUGUGCUCCAAGCGCAUAGGAUGAGUUAACAUGACAGCUUCCCCAUAAUAUCGCCCACAGGUCUCACGGGCCAAAACUAAAAAGCAUUGACUUGAUCAUGCACGUUGCAUGUACGCAAGUCCUCUGCAGGAAUAUAGGCCCAACCGGCCAUUCGCAGUGCGCUUCCCCGACCUCCAGAGUGGCAAAAUUGCAAAUGCAAGGCAGGUUUCUUUUUUAUUACUCGCAAGUUCGGAUUGGCCCGAUCCGCAAGUACAGAGGCAAUCACAUCGUAAGACGCACGGGAGGCUGCCCACGUUAUCAGGUGCUAGUGUCCAAGUGUAGAGGUGAUCAAGAUCUGUGUCCCCUCGCAUCUUACCCCUCCAGCCCAACGGCUGGCUAUGAGAAUGCCGCCUGUCUCAUGCGGUUGCACAACAACACCCGUCAAUGGCGGCCAUUACAUGGCAUCAGUGUUGGGGGGGAGGAAAUACCGUGGUGUCGUGGACCUAUGUAUUUCCCAUCAGCACAGUGCACAACGAUGGAAUCAGGCAGUAUACUGAGCAGAGGAUCCAAACUAUACAAUUUGGCUGAAUCAACCGUCUUACUCUGAGCCGUGUCUGAAAAGGCAACAAUCGCAUGUCUGAGCUUA
Molecule: messenger RNA, 777 nt
Organism: Trichoderma harzianum CBS 226.95
Lineage: Eukaryota; Fungi; Ascomycota; Sordariomycetes; Hypocreales; Hypocreaceae
Exons: 1
Coding region: 250-738 (162 amino acids)
Source: RefSeq, a predicted model, not a curated record